Messenger RNA from Coffea arabica (coffee), 1182 nucleotides. NCBI's taxonomy places the organism in Eukaryota, Viridiplantae, Streptophyta, Magnoliopsida, Gentianales, Rubiaceae. The record is from RefSeq and is a predicted model, not a curated record.
AUGAGUCAGAACCACCUCGGCCGAACCCCUACUGAAAUUCUGGGAAGGAGGGAGAAGAAAAACUCCAGCCUCUAUUGUGCCUACCACCGAGAUGUUGGGCACGAGACCGAGGACUGCAACGAUCUGAAGAAAGAGAUCGAGAACCUGAUCAGACAGGGAUACUUGAAGCAAUUCGUCCGCAAGGAUGGAGGCUUCAACCGAAGCGCCUCCCACCAAGAUAACCGAGACCCUCGCCGAGAGGACAGGCGGGACACUAAGAGUCACUGCCGAGGGCCCGAGGACCAUAGGGAGGAACAUCGGCCUCCGCGAGAUGGGUCACCGGACUACGGUCCUAACAUCGCCUGGGUGAUCAACACAAUCGCGGGUGGCCCGACGGGAGGUGACAGCCAGAACUCCCGAAAACGGACAUACCGCCAAGCCGGUAUGGAGGUGGCCGAGCCGAGCUCCCGGUUAUCCGAGGUGAUCACCUAUAGUCCCAGCGACCCAGUCCCUGCAGCCUCCAGCAAUCGCGAAACUCUCGUGAUCGAAGUUCUCGCCAAUAAUUACAUAGUCAAGAAAGUCUAUGUUGAUCCCGGAAGUUCGGUAGACGUCUUGUACUACCAAACUUUCGAAAGUUUGAAACUGACCAGAGAGCAACUCACUCUUGUCAGAACCCCCCUCGUCGGCUUCGGGGGACACGUAGUCCACCCGGAGGGAAUGGUGUCCCAGAUGGUGACUAUCGGAAGUCACCCUCGCUGUCGAACUGUACCCGUCAGCUUUGCGGUGGUCAAAGUAGAUUCUCCUUACAACAUGUUAAUAGGUCGGCCCACGCUCAACGCCUUGAGAGUUGUGUACUCUACCUACCACCUGAGUUUCAAAUUUUCGACACCUGCGGGGGUGGCCGAGGUGAACAGCGACGUGAACGCCGCCCGAGAAUGCUACCUCGCCACCAUCCAGGCCGCGGUCACUCCCCGGGCUGCAUCAAAGGCUGAGGAAAAGAGGCAAACUGUCCUCUCCAUAGACAGUAUCGAUCCUCAGAAAACCGGAAAGCCCGGCAGGCUUGAGCCCGGGGACGAGGAGGAGCAGGUGGUCUUGGAUGAGGUGGGACCUGACCAAGUGGUCCAAGUGGGGGCUAGACUCCUCUCGCUCCUAAAAGAAGAAAUGAUCCACCUGAUAAAGGACCACAGAGACGUCUUCGCGUAG